Messenger RNA from Cucumis sativus (cucumber), 4177 nucleotides. Its product is annotated as protein NETWORKED 2D. The record is from RefSeq and is a predicted model, not a curated record. Bases 343 to 4002 code for a protein of 1219 amino acids. The transcript has 2 exons. Lineage: Eukaryota; Viridiplantae; Streptophyta; Magnoliopsida; Cucurbitales; Cucurbitaceae. Gene Ontology annotation, molecular function: actin binding.
UCUCCUCCAUGAUCUCAUAUUUAGUAAGAAAGGCUUUGUACAUUCCAUUUUCCAUUUUCAAUAAUCUUCAUCUCUCUCUCUCUCUUCUCUCUCUUCUUUCCUUUCUCUCUCUCUCAUUCUCAUUCUCUCUCAUCUGUCUCUGAAAGGUCUCUGUUCUUAAAUUGUUUUCUGCUUUAUCAAAGUGUUUCCAGGUAAUUCCGUGUCUUCUCUCUUCAUCUAGAGAGAGAGACAAUCAAACCAGAGAACCCAGCACGACAGAACAGAACAAACACAGAGAGGUUUGAAAAUUAGAGAGAGAAACCAAAAUUAGGAUAGGAAAAUCCAUCAGAAACCAUCAACAAAAUGUUGCAGAGAGCUGCAAGCAAUGCUUAUUCAUGGUGGUGGGCAAGCCACAUCAGAACCAAACAAUCCAAAUGGAUGGAGCAAAAUCUUCUAGAUAUGGAGGAAAAGGUCCAAAAUGUGUUGAAGCUGAUAGAAGAAGAUGGAGAUUCAUUUGCAAGGAGGGCUGAAAUGUAUUAUAAAAAGAGACCAGAGCUGAUAAACUUUGUGGAGGAAACUUACAGAGCUUAUAGAGCAUUGGCUGACCGCUACGAUCACAUUUCAACUGAGCUACAGAAUGCAAACAACACAAUUGCUUCGGUUUUUCCGGAGCAAGUUCAGUUUUCGAUGGACGAGGAAGACGAAGAAGCCAUGCCUAAAUUCACUAAGAAGCCACCUGAGAUCUCCAAAGCAAACAUCCCAAAAGUUCCCAAGGCCCCCAUUGAUUUGAAGACUGUCAUAACAACGGCAACAAAGAAGCUGAAGUCCAAAAAGAACGCGAAACUGUCAGCCACGGCUCCAUCUGUUGCCAAAUCUGGUUUGAACAAACAAGAGGCACUCAAUGAGAUCGACAAGUUACAGAAACAGAUUUUGACAAUGCAAACUGAAAAGGAGUUCAUGAAGAGUUCUUAUGAAGGCACUCUUGCAAGGUAUUGGGAGAUUGAGAAUCAGAUCAAGGAGAUGCAAAACAGAGUUUUCAACUUGCAAGAUGAAUUUGGUGAGGGAAUGGUUAUUGAAGAUGAUGAAGCUCGUAAUUUGAUGGCCAAAGCAGCUUUAAAAUCCUGCCAAGAAUCGUUGGCUCAGUUGCAGGAGAAACAGGAGAGGUCGGUUGAGGAAGCAAGAAUAGAGUCUACAAGGAUUAGAGAAGUAAGAGAGAGAUUAGAUUCUCUCAAAGGUAAGCUUCAAGGCGAAGAAUUGAGCCAGGAUAAGUUGCCUGCAGAGAACGAACCUGUGAAGGAAAAACAGGUACCUAACCAAUUGAAUAAAGAAGUUGACAUUAUAGCAGACGAGAAACAAAGAGAAGAGGAAUUACGGCAACAGAUCAAGGAGCAGUUAGAGGCCAAUACAUGUUUUACCAUGACAGAAAUGGCUGACAAGAUUGAUGAGCUCGUGAACAAGGUGAUCAGCUUAGAAACUGCACUGUCUUCACAGACUGCUCUUGUCAAGCAGCUAAGAUCAGAAACUGAUGAACUCCAAACACAAAUAAGAACCUUGGAGGAUGAUAAGGCAUCAAUAACUGAUGGAAAGAACAAUCUACAACAAAAGCUUAAAGAAAUGGAGAAAAAACUGGGCGGGAUUCAGAAUCUGAACCAGAAGGUUGAGAAUGAGAAGAGCAAUUUCCAAUCCCAAAUUAUCGAGGUACAUUGUAAUCUAGAUCAUCUUUCUGGUACAUUGCCUAGCAUUCAACAGGGUGAGGAGCCUGAGCUAAAUUCUUCAAUAAGCGCGGUCCAGCUCAAACAGCCAGAGGGACUUGCUGGUGUAAACCAGGGUGCAAGUGGAGCACAUACAAAGCUCAAACAACCAGAGGAAGUUCCUGAUCUAAAGCAAGGUGCAAGUGAAACACAUACCAACCAAAAAAAACCAGACGAAAAGUUGAAAGCUCAUGGUUCUGAUGAUCUAAAGCAAAUGGGAUCAAAUGAAGCAUGGCAGACAACAGAUUCGAGACAAAAUGAAGAACCAGUCACUGAAAUGAAAUCAUCAAAGCUGCAAUCCCCCAAGGAAAAAGAAUCACCGAGUUUCAUAGGUCAAUCUGAGAAAACCGAUGCAAGUGGUAAGAACAGAAAUCAAGAGAACAUUAGUCCAACCAAGAUGGAUCCUCUAAGUUUAGGAAGCAGUUCUAAGAAACUUGAUGUUAAUGCCACUUCUAGAAGGCUAGUAGUUGCCGAUACUCAGGAUAAAUCAGAGAGUUCAAAAGGUAGUUUCAAGAAAUUCGAUGUAGAUACUGCUGCCAAAAGUGGGGAAGAAAUUGCCCAAACUUUGUCAAAAAAUACUGGAGAUGAUCCCAGGAAAGAUGAUGCUUAUGGUUCUGCUAGAAAUCCUGUAGAGAUUGUUCAAAGUUCACAGUACUCAGAGCAUGGUUGUGAGGGAGCUGAUGUGAAUGUCACUACUAGAAGUCGAGUAGAAUUUGUUCAAAUCCAGGAUACAUCAUCACAGAGUUCAAAAGGUGAGAACUCUGAUACAGACAACACUAUCAAAAGGCAGGAUGCGAUCCUUCUAGGGUCGUUAUUGAACAAUGAAGGCAAUCCUGAAAAUAAUAGCAGUAACAGUUCAGAUAGAAAUCCAGUAGAUGUUGUUCAAACCAAGGCUAAUUCUCCGUAUUCAGAAGCUAAUGUUAAUGGUACUCUGACGAGUCAAGUUGAUGAAAUUCAAAAACAGAAUAAAAAUCCAGAACGUCCUUUAGAGAAAACAGAGGAUGUGAUGAAAGAACAAAACAAAGAAGAGAAGACUUGCGUAGAGGCAAUUGGCGCAGAACAAGAACAGAAAGCAGUGGAUAAAGUAGAUGAGCCAAAUUGGCAGCAGUUGUUCUUGAGUGGAAUAGAAGACAGGGAAAAAGUCCUCUUGACUGAGUACACUACAACCCUUCGAAAUUUCAAGGAUGCUAAGAAGAAGCUCAAUGAAAUGGAUGAAAAAAAUCGGGAUCACCACCAUCAAACAUCAAAGCAGCUAAAUGAAUUAAAAACUUCAAAUGCCCUGAAGGAUCAAGAAAUCAGAUCCUUGCGCCAUAAAUUGAAUCUUAUGCAGAAAUGUUUCUAUGAAGGCAAGGAAUCAAUGGAUCAAACCGCCCAAUCGUUAGAUUUUAGUGCUUCAGACGACCAGAAAACCUCAAGCACAUCGGAGGAUCCAAAUUUUGAACCCCAGAUAACAACAGGCCAUCCAGCUCGGUCUGAAACACUGUCUCGUCAAAUCUCCUAUGAUUCAGGAUUUGACAUCAGUAAGCUUCUAGUUCAACAACCUACAACUACAUCAGAGAUCGAAGAAAGACUCCGAAUGAAAAUUGACGAACUUUUGGAGGAGAACUUAGACUUCUGGUUGAAAUUUAGCACUUCUUUUCAUCAAAUACAGAAAUUUGAAACUGGGAUACAGGAUCUAAAAUCAGAAGUAACAAAACUUCAAGAAAAAGGAAAGAAGCUGGAUGAGAGUGGCAGUGGAAAGUACUCCUUGAAAUCAGAAGCACGACCAUUGUACAAACACCUGAGGGAGAUACAAACUGAACUUACCGUCUGGUCCGAUAAAAGUGCAGCACUGAAAGAGGAGCUACAGACCAGAUUUUCAUCACUGUGCAACAUCCAAGAAGAAAUAACAGCAGGAUUGAAGGCGAGUGCCGAGGAUGAUGAUUUCUCAUUCACAAGCUAUCAAGCUGCAAAGUUUCAAGGAGAGGUUUUGAACAUGAAACAAGAGAAUAACAAAGUUGCUGAUGAAUUACAAGCAGCUUUAGAUCACACAGCAUCUCUUCAACUUGAGGUAGAAACCUUCCUGUCAAAGUUGAAUGACGAGUUCAGACUUUCUGGGUCAAAGAAACAGGAAACACCACAGCUGAGACACUCAGAGAGCCGAAACAGAGUUCCUCUAAGGUCAUUCAUAUUCGGCGUCAAACCAAAGAAGCAAAAGCAAUCGAUCUUCUCUGGGAUGGCACCUGUAAUGCAAAAGAAGUAUUAUGCUUUGAGAACCGGAACUCCUAUGUAAAUUAUGUAUGAACCUUAAUUUUCUUUGUUUUGCAUCUUGGAACGCUUUUUAGUCCCACUUUUCAGAUUUUUUUGGCCUGCAAUAUACGGCAGAAGUGAGAUUUUCCUAGACAUUUGUAAGCUUGUUUUUAAGUUCUUUUGGGAAAUACACAUACCUCAAAUUCUUUGUUUCAUCA